This is a messenger RNA of Frieseomelitta varia, 3112 nucleotides long. Its product is annotated as solute carrier family 41 member 1-like. Gene Ontology annotation, molecular function: monoatomic cation transmembrane transporter activity. The coding region runs from base 975 to 2522 and encodes 515 amino acids. The record is from RefSeq and is a predicted model, not a curated record. Gene Ontology annotation, cellular component: plasma membrane. The transcript has 8 exons. Gene Ontology annotation, biological process: monoatomic cation transport. Lineage: Eukaryota; Metazoa; Arthropoda; Insecta; Hymenoptera; Apidae.
UGUAUCUAUCGCGUCGUUUAUUAUCAACUAUUUAUUAUCCAGUUAUCUGUUCUUUACCGUAUGCACUUGACCUCGCACAUUUUCAGUACUUCUUUUGCGAAGUCAGUUCGAAGUUAUAAACCUCCUCGGGCUUGAACUUAUCGACGUAACAUAUUCUAUUGCUUCAUACUUUUUCGCUGAUAACUCAGAACGCCUCCACGUGGUUGAACGACGAACGAAUAUGGAAUCGUGUUGUAUGCUCGAGGUAGAGCAAUAUGCUUGACUCGUCUCAAAUGGAUCAUGGCUGAAAAUAUAUCGAGAUCGAUCGUUAAAGAGAUAGUCGAUACAUGCCUAAUCUCGUUAUAUAACACAUGAAAUAAUGGAAAAAAAAACAAAACAUUUUCGAAUAUGAAUAUACAAUAAAUACUUUUUUCCUGAACAGAAUGCAUGCUUUUUCUUAUACGAUGCCGAUUUUCGUUUGACAGUUUUGUACAGCAAGAGUAAAAAAAAAAAGAAACAAAAUAAACUGUAACAUGUACAAUGAAAAAAUAUUUUUGUUUCACUGUACGCAAUUAUGAUUAUUGUUAAUGAUACGGUAGAAAGAAAAAAUAUAUCAAAAAUGGAAAAAAUAGAGCAAUGUAAUAUUGACAGCAAUGAUAAAAGUGAUGGAGAUGAUGAUGGAAAUAACGAUGGUGAUGGCGAUGAUGAUAAUGAUGAUGAUGAUGAAGACAAUGAUGAUAAUGAUGGCGACAAUGAAGAACUGGAGAAAGAAGAUGUUGAUGCUGUACCUGAUGAGAACGAUGAGAAUCAUAACAAUAACGAUAACAAAUAUUAGUAAUAAUAACGCCUGUUAAUUACACAUCAAUUACAACACACUCACAUUGUUCCGAUUAAAAUGCAAAUUUGCUAUCUUUGUCAAAGAUCAAAAGAAUAGCAGGAAUCAUCUUUUUCAUUACAGUUCUCGGUAGUACAGCUCGGAAAGCUAUUUAACAAGAAUGAGCCAUGCUAAUAUAGGAAUGAAGGUGAAUGCAAAUAAUUUGCCAAAUAUACGACACAGAAAAUCAGAAAAGAAAUUUUACGUGAGCAGAAUGGUGGGACUAGAUAGCGAUGAAUCACUUCGAUCGAAUAUUUCCGAUAUCAUGGAAGUGGAGAUGAAAACUGACGAAGAAACGGACAGCGAUGGGGAACAUACACAGCGACUUAUACCAUCGCCAACUGAUCACGAAUGUAUCAACGAUGAUGCAAAAAAGUCGAUCACACGAGACACUCAAUUUAGGCAAUUCAAAGAUGAGAAUGUCUGGUCUAUGUCUAUACAAAUGUUUGUGCCUUUUUUGUUAGCUGGUUUUGGUAUGGUGGCUGCAAGUAUGUUGCUGGAUGUUGUACAGCAUUGGCCAGUAUAUCAAACGGUAUCCGAGGUGUACAUAUUGGUGCCAGCACUGCUUGGCUUAAAAGGGAAUUUGGAAAUGACAUUAGCUUCUCGAUUUUCAACUCACGCAAACCUUGGACACAUGGAUACAAAGAAACAGCAAUGGACUUUAAUCGUUGGAAAUCUUGCUUUAAUACAGUGUCAAGCAACUGUAGUGGGCUUACUGGCUUCUUUAGCUGCUAUUAUACUUGGUUGGAUUCCCGAAGCACAAUUUGACAUUUACCAUGCGCUUUUGUUGUGCGCCAGUGCCUUAGUUACUGCAUCCAUAGCAAGCUUUUUAUUGAGCUUGGUGAUGGUUGCAGUUAUACUGUUAUCCAAACAGAUAAACAUCGAUCCAGAUAAUAUAGCUACACCGAUUGCAGCUUCUCUUGGUGAUUUAACAACUUUGAUGCUUCUUUCAGGAAUAGCAUCUCUUCUGUUCAAAGCAACAGAAUAUGCACCAUGGAUAGCACCGAUGUUAAUAAUAUUUCAUGUCAUUGUCACGCCAGUUUGGUAUUAUAUUGCAGCUAAGAAUCCAUUUACAAGGGAAAUAUUAGAUUAUGGCUGGGCACCUGUGAUAUGUGCAAUGUUAAUUAGCAGUAUGGGUGGUUUGAUACUAGAUUAUACAGUAUCCAAUUAUAAGGGUAUAGCAGUAUUUCAAUUAGUAAUAAACGGUGUUGGCGGUAAUUUAGCCGCUGUUCAGGCUAGUAGAAUAUCGACAUCUUUGCAUAAGGAUCACCGAUCUAACAGUCAAGAAGCACCCACUGUUCGUUUUAAUCCGUUCUACGUUUUCUGUACCAAAGGCGGACAUGCAAGGACUGCUAGAGUUUUAUUAACAAUGGUAAUACCUGGUCAUUUAAUAUUUAGCUAUACCAUUAGUUACCUUCAAGCUGGUCAUACUUCCUUUACGCCCAUAUUUCUUAUUGUUUAUUUGACUGCCGCUUUAGUACAGGUAAUAUUGUUGUUAUAUAUUACGCAAUUAAUGGUUGUAUGGAUGUGGAUACGAGGGAUGGACCCAGAUAGUUCUGCAAUACCAUAUCUAACUGCAGCAGGUGAUUUGUUAGGUACGGCACUAUUAGGAAUCGCGUUUCACAUACUGUAUGCCAUCGGAGAUGGAGAUUCUGAUGUCGGAGAUUGAUUGGACUUUAUAUUCAAAGUUCGUGUGAAAUGUUGAAAAUGUACAGAACAAAGUACAAUCCUAUGUCAUGUUUGAUCAAGUUUGGAACAUUCAUACAAUUCCUAUCCUUGUAUGUUCCACAACAAAUCAUAUUAUUUUUGCCUUUUGCUUUUUCACAUUUUCUUUAGUUUUUUUUUUCUUGUUUUUCAUUUUCCACUAUACAGUUUUUUUUUUCCUUGCUUUGAUACAAAAAGGAAUAAAUGUUACAAACGAACAGAAGUUAUCUAAGAGCAAAUUGUUUCAAUGUCAAUCAUUUUAUAGGCAAUACAUUCAUGAAGUUUACACGUGUGAUCGAAUUGUUCGAUUUUUAAACGUCAAUACGUACUUUUACGUAUUUCUACGCGUAAGUUACUAAUGUAUAAAAAUACCUACUUAUCGUUUGUACUCUAACGCAAACAUGUAUAUACAAACAUUAUCGAACACGGCGUUCAUUUCAAUUGCCAUUAAAUUUAAAGCGAGCACGCUCACCAUAUCGUAUCUAACGAAACAUGCUCAACUAUUUUGUACCAAAUACUGUACUUAUCAGUCGAAAUAAAUUCGACUCAAAUGCA